CGUAUCUGCCCCAAUAUUUUAUGGGAGCUGUGUAUGUGACACUAAAGAACUGUGGCUCCAGUCGGUUAUUUUGUGGUUUUGACAGCAGAUGCGUCGUCGGGGUGGAUGCACCCGUCUUUAUUAGAAAUGUAUGAAUGGGUAGGAAGUGAGGUUAUGGUUACGUAGGAAGGUUACCAGUGUUCAACACCCCAGUUACUCAGUGAAUCGUGCUGAGGGGCCGAGCGGCGAAGUGAAAAUUGUGUUAGUUAUUAUAUUCAUUCGAUGUAAUAUGUCAAGAUACGUCUCUUUUAAUGGCCUGUUAUUACUUACAUGUAGACAUCUGCAAUUAAUGUGAGCUUUUAUAAAUGCAGGGGCUCCCUAUGACGUGACGGUGAAGCGGCAGGAUGCAAGGAAUGAAGCUUCUGGUGCUAACACUGAGCCUGUGGCAGGUGGUAGUGAUACAAGUAGCUGCCAGCAUAGUCCGAACUUUCAAUGAUGAGACCGGCACUGAACGCUUCAAUCAUCUGGUGGUGGAUAAGAACACGGGUCGAGUAUUUAUAGGAGCUGUGAAUCGCUUAUAUCAGCUUUCUCCUGAUGUGGAGCUUGUCAUGAGUGAGGUGACUGGACCCCGGGAUGAUUCUCCAGAAUGCUCUACAUUGGACUGCCCGGCCACCGUUCUCAAGAAACCGACCGACAACGUCAACAAAGCUCUUGUGAUCGACUACACAACUACAAGGUUAAUAUCCUGUGGAAGUGUGUUCCAAGGCAUCUGCUCAGUGAGGAAUCUGCACAACAUUUCUGAUGUGGCUCAAGUGGUCAGAGAAGCCGUCGUUGCAAACAACUCCACGGCUUCCACAGUAGCGUUCAUUGCUCCAGGGCCUCCGAACCCACCCGUGACACAAGUGAUGUAUGUUGGUGUUACUUACACUGGAAAUUCUCCAUACAGGUCUGAGGUGCCUGCCGUUUCAUCAAGAAGCCUUGAUCGCGAUAAGAUGUUCAUGAUUGCCGAGACGGCCGUGACCACUGGAACUCGCAUGUUCGUCAAUUCUCUAGCGAGGGAACGCUAUCCCAUCAAUUACGUUUAUGGUUUUAGUUCUGAAGGAUUCAGUUAUUUCCUUACCAUCCAGAUGCGACAUACCAUUCCAUCACCGUUCAUUUCCAAAUUGGUGCGUGUUUGUCACGACGACGAGAACUAUUAUUCAUACACAGAAAUUCCAAUUGACUGUAUCAGUGAAGGUGCCAAGAGGUAUAAUCUUGUGCAGGCGGCUUAUGUGGGCAAACCAGGAUCCGAUUUGGCUGCUGACUUAGGAAUUACGGCCCAGGACGACGUUUUGUUUGCCGUGUUUUCUGAGAGUGUCCAGUCUGAGGGUGAAGUGUCGAGCAAGCCUAGUUCGUACAGUGCACUCUGCGUGUAUUCUCUAAAGGCAAUCCGACGCAAGUUCAUGCAGAAUGUGAAGACGUGUUUCAGUGGGAUGGGCAGCCGAGGUUUGGACUUCAUAUCUCCUAGUCAUCCGUGUGUGCUUACGAAACUGCAGACGAUAGGAGAGGAUUUCUGCGGCCUUGAUGUGAACACCCCUCUGGGCGGUGAGCAGCCCAUUGCCGCCGUACCAGUGCUGGUGUUCGACGCGCAUCUCACCGCCGUGGCAGCCACGUCCACCGGCGACUACACUGUCGUAUUCCUGGGCACAGCUACCGGCCAUAUGAAGAAGGUAGGUUUCUUGAUCCAUUGA
Molecule: messenger RNA, 1709 nt
Organism: Zootermopsis nevadensis
Lineage: Eukaryota; Metazoa; Arthropoda; Insecta; Blattodea; Termopsidae
Source: RefSeq, a predicted model, not a curated record